Chlorocebus sabaeus (green monkey) is the source of this 2607-nucleotide messenger RNA. RefSeq names its product sirtuin 3 (gene SIRT3). Gene Ontology annotation, cellular component: nucleus. The record is from RefSeq and is a predicted model, not a curated record. Gene Ontology annotation, molecular function: NAD+ binding; histone deacetylase activity, NAD-dependent. Lineage: Eukaryota; Metazoa; Chordata; Mammalia; Primates; Cercopithecidae.
GAGGCGGGGCGAGUCCGGAGGACUCCUGGGGCUGCGGGGAACAUGGCGUUUUGGGGUUGGCGCGCCGUGGCAGCCGGCCGGGUGUGGGGCCGGGUAGCUGAACGGGCCGAGGCCGGGGGAGGCGUGGGGCCGUUCCAGGCCUUGGGCUGUCGGCUGUUGCUUGGCGGCAGGGACGAUGUCAGUGCGGGGCAGAGAGGCAGCCGCGAGGUCCUCGGUGAGCCCUUGGACCCGGCGCGCCCCUUGCAGAGGCCCCCCAGACCCGCGGUGCCCAGGGCAUUCCGGAGGCAGCCGAGGGCAGCAGCUCCCGGUUUCUUCUUUUUGAGUAUUAAAGGUGGAAGAAGGCCUAUAUCUUUUUCUGUGAGUGCUUCAAGUGUUGUUGGAAGUGGAGGCGACAGUGACAAGGGGAAGCUUUCCCUGCAGGAUGUAGCUGAGCUGAUUCGGGCCAGAGCCUGCCAGAGGGUGGUGGCCAUGGUGGGAGCUGGCAUCAGCACACCCAGUGGCAUUCCAGACUUCAGAUCUCCGGGGAGUGGCCUGUACAGCAACCUCCAGCAGUACGAUCUCCCGUACCCCGAGGCCAUUUUCGAACUCCCAUUCUUCUUUCACAACCCCAAGCCGUUUUUCACUUUGGCCAAGGAGCUGUACCCUGGAAACUAUAAGCCCAACAUCACUCACUACUUCCUCCGGCUGCUUCAUGACAAGGGGCUGCUUCUGCGGCUCUACACGCAGAACAUCGAUGGGCUUGAGAGAGUGUCGGGCAUCCCUGCCUCAAAGCUGGUUGAAGCUCAUGGAACCUUUGCCUCUGCCACCUGCACAGUCUGCCGAAGACCGUUCCCAGGGGAGGACUUUCGGGCUGACGUGAUGGAAGACAGGGUUCCCCGCUGCCCGGUGUGCACCGGCGUUGUGAAGCCCGACAUUGUGUUCUUUGGGGAGCCGCUGCCCCAGAGGUUCCUGCUGCACGUGGUUGAUUUCCCCAUGGCAGAUCUGCUGCUCAUCCUUGGGACCUCCCUGGAGGUGGAGCCUUUUGCCAGCUUGACCGAGGCCGUGCGGAGCUCCGUUCCCCGACUGCUCAUCAACCGGGAGUUGGUGGGACCCUUGGCGUGGCAUCCUCGCGGCAGGGACGUGGCCCAGCUGGGGGACGUGGUUGACAGUGUGGAAAGGCUAGUGGAGCUUCUGGGCUGGACGGAAGAGAUGCGGGACCUUGUCCGGCGGGAAACUGGGAAGGCAGGUGUCUUAGGAAAUCCUGAUCCUUUUUCCUCGUCCACAGCUGUGGCUGCCUCAUGGCUCAGGGCCAUGGGGUCAGCACUCUCCUCACCUCCACCAGUCCGAGACCUCCAACCUCUGGUCGCAGGCUGAUUUUUUACCAAUCAUGGUCACUUCAUUAUGGUAGCGGGGAACCCAGCUUAAUGGACCAGACAAAUAGGAUGAUGGCUGCCCCCACACAAUAAAUGGUGACAUAGGAGACAUCCACAUCCCAAUUCUGACGAGACCUCAUGGCUAAUUUUGGUCAAACCAGAAUAUGUGAACUGAGUGGACACUGGAGGCUGCCACUGGAAUGUCUUCUCAGGCCGUGAGCUGCGCUGACUGGUAGGGCUGUGUUUACGUUCAGGGCCUCCCCGUCACAUAUACAAAGGAGCUGCCUGCCUGCCUGUUUGCUGUGUUGAACUCUUCACUCUGCUGAAGCUCUUAGUGGAAAAAGCUUUCUUCUGUGACCCUCUUGAACUGAACAGACCGACUGGAAUCCCAGACCGAGUUUGCUUUCUGUGCCCAGGUGAAGGGCAAGCUCAGCAUCUGUUGGUUAGAAGAUCCAGACUUGGGCUGAGCAGCCCCCAGCCCUCUUCAUGUCCCAAAGUGUGGUCCUGAGACCCCAGUGCUGCACUUCUAGCAUGUUGGUCUCCUUUAGUAGGGCUAUUUUUAAUGAGAGAAAAUCUGUUAUUUCCAACAUGAAAUACAUUUAGUCUCCUCAAAGGGACUGCAAGGUUGACAUGAGUUGGAAAGGGAACCCUGGAAUACACGGCAUCCCCUCUGUUGGAACAGUCUGAGGACUGAAGGCAUUUGUCCCUGGAUUUAUUGGAGAUGGCCCAGCUCCUCCCUCUGAAGGUGGUCACAUUCUGUUGACUCUCCAUACUCAGCCUCUCCUCCAGAAACACAUGUUCCAGAACAUUCCAGCACUUUCUAUCUGGUCUCCUUGUCCCCACACUAGUCCCCCUCCCCCAGGGCUUCCUCCAGUGACAGUUAGAGCUAAUCUCUGAGACAGGGAAGGCAUUACUCACUUCAAACCCAGGCUGAGUCCUGGCCACCUGCUGGAUUGUGACGAAGGCCCAGCUCUGAUGGCUCGCCCUGUCAGGCACCAGCUGCUUCCUCCUGGGCUCUUACCCACAUGCACAUCCUCCUUCCUAGCAUCAGAUUACCUGCGUGUUUCCCCAGACAAAAGCACUUCCCAUUCCUGAACCUUGCCUACCCUGGGCUGAGCUGAUGGGAAUAGAUUUAAUGACAGUGACUCCCAGGAAGGGGGUCCUGUGACUUUGCUGUGGUAAGAACAAAAGGUGGAACUGGUGACCUAGGAAAAGUGUUGAAUUCUAAAAAGAAUGAAAUUAGUUUCUAACUCUA